Molecule: messenger RNA, 733 nt
Organism: Tripterygium wilfordii
Lineage: Eukaryota; Viridiplantae; Streptophyta; Magnoliopsida; Celastrales; Celastraceae
Product: RNA polymerase II subunit A C-terminal domain phosphatase SSU72-like
Exons: 4
Coding region: 74-688 (204 amino acids)
Biological process (GO): termination of RNA polymerase II transcription
Cellular component (GO): nucleus; mRNA cleavage and polyadenylation specificity factor complex
Molecular function (GO): RNA polymerase II CTD heptapeptide repeat phosphatase activity
Source: RefSeq, a predicted model, not a curated record
ACACACCCCGUUGUCCAAACUCAAAACCUACCCCAAAUUGCUUCCGGUCCGUCCCUUUCCCUCUCUCUGUUGUAUGUGUUAUGAUUCGAUAUUCCGCCGGAGCAUCAUGAAGUACAGGUAUGCAAUGGUGUGUUCGUCGAACCAGAAUCGGAGUAUGGAGGCUCACUCCUUGUUUAAGAGGCAGGGCUAUGACGUAUCGUCCUACGGCACCGGGUCUCACGUCAAGCUCCCUGGUCCCUCACUAAGAGAACCUAAUGUCUACGAUUUUGGUACACCGUACAAGCAGAUGUUCGAUGAUCUCAGGCGCAAAGACCCUGAACUUUACAAACGUAAUGGCAUAUUGCCAAUGCUGAAGAGGAAUAUAGGAGUGAAAUCAGCACCACAACGUUGGCAAGAGAAUGCUGCUGAUGGUUCCUUUGAUGUGGUAUUAGCAUUUGAAGAGAAGGUUUUUGACAUGGUCAUUGAAGACCUCUUUAAUCGAGAUCAGGCCCUUAUGAAAAGUGUGUUGAUAAUCAACUUGGAGGUGAAAGAUAACCAUGAGGAGGCAACCAUAGGUGCUCGUCUUGCCUUAGAGCUGUGUCAGGAGGUUGAAGCAGCUGAAUCGUGGGAGGAUUCAAUUGAUGAGAUUGUGAUUAAUUUUGAGAACAAUCACCGUCGGAAGGUGUUGUAUAACAUCUCUUUCUACUGAAAUAUUUUAACCAAAUAUACCAAUAUAAUGUGUAUAAUUAUUCUU